This is a messenger RNA of Cucumis melo (muskmelon), 1648 nucleotides long. RefSeq names its product seipin-1. The coding region runs from base 233 to 1516 and encodes 427 amino acids. The record is from RefSeq and is a predicted model, not a curated record. NCBI's taxonomy places the organism in Eukaryota, Viridiplantae, Streptophyta, Magnoliopsida, Cucurbitales, Cucurbitaceae. Gene Ontology annotation, biological process: lipid droplet organization; lipid storage. Gene Ontology annotation, cellular component: endoplasmic reticulum membrane. The transcript is spliced from 2 exons.
AAUUCACAGAAGUGAAGUAACCUUAACAAAAACAAAUUGAAGAAUUAAGGAUAAGCAAAUUACGCAUGCAACAUAACUCCUUACCCAACUGCCAAAUUAGUAAUUACACACUGCCACGUACAUUCUCCCCUCACAUGCACCGCUUACACGUGUGAAGCCCUUCCCAUUUCAUCUCCUCAAAGUUCCUUCUCCCCCCCCCCCCCCCCCCCCCCCCGUUUCUCCAACUUCCGCCAUGGACUCCGACAACCAACUCCAAGAACCCAACCGCCAGAUCAAAAUCCAAAUCCAAAAACCCACCGAUUUCUUCAACAAACUCGUAUUCCUCCAAGCCGAUUUGAUCUACAACGCCGUGGGGUUUGUGAUCGCUCCAGCCUCCACUCUCCUAUCCCUGUUCGCAGAGUCAUUUCAGCGCGCAGAAGAGACGAAACACACAGUGGAGUCGGCCGUCAGAAAAUCCCCGUCCUUGGUGGCGCAGCGGGUGAAGGUGGCGGUGAGAAGGGUGAGCUACGGGGCUGUAGCGGCGGGGAUGAUGUGUAUGGUGAUGGUGUUGCUUCUAAUAGUGGCGGUGGGGGUGAGUGGGUUGGGGAUUAGGUACUGGAUAGAAGAGCCGGUGGAUAUUAAGGAGAAAUUGAGGUUUGAUUAUACUGAAGCUCGGCCUAGGGCUUUGUUUGGAAUGGGAAAUGGAAAUACAAUGAAAAUGAAGAAGAAGAAUUUGGGGAUUCCGGUUGGGCAUACGUUUUUUGUGUGUGUGGUUCUUUUGAUGCCUGAAUCUCAAUUCAAUCGGGAGUUUGGGGUUUUUCAGUUGAGUGCAGAAUUGAUAUCAACAAAUGGAAACAUAAUAACAAGUUCAAGCCAACCAUGCAUGCUCCGGUUCAGAAGCGCGCCGGUUCGGUUUGCUCGAACUCUUCUCACUAGCUUUCCCAUACUCAUAGGAAUCUCAACCGAAGCCCAAAGGCUAAGUUUCCCCAUAUUAAAGCACAAGGAAGAAAAUCAGGAACGAAGCGCCGCAAUCCAGUUUACUAUUAGCCCUCGAAUUGGAACUUCUGCCCUCCCCGAGCUUUACGAAGCUCAUAUUGUAAUAAACUCGAAACUACCGAGGAUGAAAGAGUUGUUGCGUCGCUGGCGAUGGACUUGCUUCUUAUGGACGUCUAUCUAUUUAUACCUGAUGUUUCUAGCGAUCUUUAUGUUAUUUUGGAAGCCGGUUAUGUUUCGUGCAAUGACAUUGACGCCGGAGUUGAGUGAUUUCGAUCAAGAUCCGAGGAGAAGAGAGCUGGAAGGUGCGGAUGAGUCGUUGGACGAGAUGGCCGAGAUAACGGUGGAGUUGUUGAGGAAAUGGCAAGAGAUGAGGAGGAAGAGAAAGGCGGCCAUGUUUGGGUAUGGAUCAGGAGAAGAAGAUGUAGGUUCCACAUCUGCGUCGAGCAUUAGUUGUAGUAGAGACUAUAUAGCUGCUGUUUUCGAGGAAGAUGUCGGGGAUUCCGAGUCGGUGCUUCUAGAAGGUUCCGAGGAGUAUAGUUAAUUAAUUACCAAAGUCAAAUAAUUGUUGAUUGUGUAAUUAUUGGUAAUUCUUGUUUCAUUUAACUCAUCAGUUUAGAUUGUAAGUUUUUUUUAUUGGAAAACUAAUCCUAUUUUAGUUUCACACUUCUUGCUA